AUGGUUAAUAAAAUUGAAUCGAUUGUAGAAGACUUGAAAACUUUAACUCUUUUAGAAGCUGCGGAGCUAGUAAGUCAAAUAGAGGAUGUUUUUAACGUUGAUGCAUCUGUUGCUGCUAAUUCUAAUAUGCUAGUAAUGCCAAGCGCAGGAGGUGAUAAUAGUACAAAUGAAGAAGAAGAAAAGACAGAGUUUAAUUUAGUAUUGGAAGAAGUUCCUAGUGCAAAAAAAAUAGCCAUUCUAAAAAUUGUACGUUCACUUACUGGUUUGGGCUUAAAAGAAGCAAAAGAUUUAGUAGAAUCAGUACCUAAGGUAUUAAAAGAAGGAACUUCUAAAGAAGAUGCAGAAGAAAUGAAAGAUAAAUUAGAAGAAGUAGGUGCUAAAGUAUCAAUUAAGUAA
This is a messenger RNA of Chondrus crispus (carragheen), 396 nucleotides long. The record is from the annotation of a RefSeq genome assembly. Lineage: Eukaryota; Rhodophyta; Florideophyceae; Gigartinales; Gigartinaceae.